Messenger RNA from Rattus norvegicus (Norway rat), 7317 nucleotides. The record is from RefSeq and is a predicted model, not a curated record. Lineage: Eukaryota; Metazoa; Chordata; Mammalia; Rodentia; Muridae.
AAAGGCCUGGAGAGGGCAAAAGAACCGAGCCUGGGACUGGUUACAGUGAUGGGAAUGGGGAUGCGAUGGGGAGCGAUGGGGAGCGCAGGUCAAAGCCAUUACUAGAGCGCGCAGCCCCAGCGCCUCCCACCGGGAUAAGCACAGACGUCCUGUACGGCCCACGCAGCUGCCUGGCCACAGUCCGGUGCCUCUCCAGCCCGGCGGUGGCCGUCCGGCCCCUCCCUCGGCGGACUGGAGCGGCCGUCUGAAGGCGCCGAUCCGAUCCACUGAGAGGAGCCGCCGAGGUCGAGGCAUGGAGAGCUCGGCGGGAGACCCAUACCGGCGGCCCGCGCGGCGUGCUCAGUGGCUGCUGAGCGCCUUGGCUCACCAUUACGGGCUGGACCGCGGCGUGGAGAACGAGAUCGUGGUGCUGGCUACCGGUCUGGACCAGUAUCUGCAGGAGGUCUUCCACCACUUGGACUGCCGGGGCGCUGGCCGCCUGCCGCGCGCCGACUUCCGUGCACUCUGCGCGGUCCUGGGACUGAACGCUGAUGGGGAGGCGGCCAAGGAAGACGCAAACUCCACGGAGGUGGCCGCCAAGAACCCGGCUACUGGGAUGAUCGCUGGCGGAGACGCGGACGUCAGGGAAGAGGCGCUCCUGGCUUUGCGGGCCGAUCCUCCUGAACUCACCUUCCGCCAGUUCCACGCGCGCCUCUGUGGCUACUUCAGUAGUCGAGCGGGGUCCCGGCUGCCUCGCGGAGCUCUGAGCGAGCACAUCGAGACGCAGAUCCGCCUCCGCCGUCCGCGCCGCCGCCGCCGGCCUGGCUCACCGAGCCUGCACGGUGGCGCCUAUGGCGAGCGCGUGGCACAUCUAGAGGAGGAAAACAGUAGCCUACGCGAGUUGGUGGAGGACCUACGUGCUGCGCUGCAGAGCAGUGACGCGCGCUGCCUGGCCCUUCAGGUCGGCCUCUGGAAAAGCCAGUCGGACAUCCCGGAAGCGGCGGCGCACGAGCUGCAGCGAGCUCAGGGAGCGCUGGCAGAGGCGGAGGCGCGCGCUCGACGGCUGCAGCGAGGACAGGUGGAGGUGCGGCUGCGCACUGAGGAGGCCCGGCAGGCGGUCCGGCGCAGCUUGCACCGAGUGCGAGAGCUGGAGUCGCUGGCGCGGCGCGUUCCCCGCUUGCAGCGCCAAGUGCAGCGACUGGAGGCAGAGCUUAGACGUUACCGGUCAGAAGGGCCUCAGCUCCUAACACCCCCACAAACUAGUCCAAGGCCAGGAAACAAGAAUGGUGAACCUACGGCUAGAGGCACCAGAGAUUCAGACACCACUUCAGAGGGAGUCCUGCAGUCAGACACCAGCUUAAGGAGUAGAGACACAGAUGAAGAGGAAGAACAGCUGUUCCGCUCCGUGGAAGGCCAGGCUGCCUCUGAGGAGGAAGAGGAAGAAAGGUGGCAGGAAAAGCCAGGGCGCCCACAGGCCCACAGCGAGGUACCCCUGAUGCAACCCUCAGGCUGUGUGAACAGGUGUGAUGACCAGACAGCUGAGACGCUCAAGGCUUCCUUCGGCCACUGUGAUGGUGCUGAGCACGUCUGCACCCUAGAGCUGGAACCUCAUGUCACCAGGCUUGGGGAACAGCUGCAGACCCUGGGCUGCAGCAGAGAGACCCUGGGAAGGCCGGAGGAGGAGGAGGAGGAGGAGGAGGAGGCAGAACUGCAGCAGAUGGUGGAAACUGAGCAUCUGAGGCUGGAGCUGCAGAUGGUGGAGACGGAGAGGGUCCGGCUGUCGCUGAUGGAAGAGAAGUUGGUGGAUGUGCUACAACUCCUGCAGAGGCUCCGGGACCUGAACAUAUCAAAAAGAGCACUGGGGAAGAUGCUGCUGAAUGCCCUGGACCAGAACCCCUCACAGGAGGGUACACGGGGCACCUUGGCCAUCCUGGACACCUUGCACCAAGCCUUAGUUGGCUGUGAGCUCCUACAGAGAAACCCCUCAGCACCAGCAUCCAAGGCUCCUGCACAUACGAACCCCUUCCUCGUCUCCUGCUGAGCUCCCUGGCCCAGCCUUGGGCUACCGUCAUACCGUCUUACCAUCAUCAGACCAACCUUGGCCACAUCCAGACUAGCUAGCCUUCAUGGUCAACCUGACCACCAUGGAGCUAGCAUUUGGCCAUCACUGGACCAGCCACCGUGGUCAUCCUGACUAUCAUCAGUCCAGCCUCCAUGGCCAGCCUGACCACUGUUGGACUGUCUUCCGCCAUCUGAACACUCCACAAAGAGUCUGACCAUUGUCACUCCCUCAGAUCUCUGGCAGCCAAGGCUCCUUCCAAGACUAGGUCUGACAACUACCCCUUUCUUUGGCCUCUCACAUUCUCUCAGAACACCCACAUUGAAAGUCUGAAGCUGCUAGACCAGCCUCGACCUGAGGCUGUUGCCCUCAUCCUGGGCACAGCACAUCCCAGAAUCUCUUCCCUAGAGUCCUGAGAUCUCCCCUCCCUACCUACCCCCAAGCACUGUCCUCUUACACCAGAAUGCCUGCUGAGUAAACCCAGGCCCAGCCUCCAGGGCUUACCUAAUCACUGGGGAAGUCCCCACAUCUGAGUUCCAAGGAGAAAAUGAGGUCUGUAGGCUUGUGGGUGGAAGCUGGGCUGCCAAGUCAUCCAAGAGGAGAAGUGGGAUGUGGGUGGGCACAGUGAAGAAAGGUACAACCAGAUCAAAAGAGGAUCCAAGGACCCGCCACCCUCAGGAGUCCGUGCCCAAGGCCAGGCACCAAACAGACAGGACUGAGCAGAAGGACUGCCCCCUUUUAAUCCUCCCUGCUGGGCCUGAGCCCACAAGGCCCUGCUUGCCCCAGCAACUGACCUUUGCUAUUUGGCCUGGUCAAGAAAGGCCUGGUCAGGCUGUGUUUGUACUAGAACUUUGUGUGGAUAAAUGUGCAAGGAAAAACUCCAGGGGACCCGGCAAAGGGGAACCCUCACAUUGGCAAGUCUAACUUUGUGAGCUUGACUAUAACCCUCACAGAAAAGAUAGAAGAUAAACCACUGAAUACUUCUAGGAGGAAGAGGACAGUGACCAGUGUGGAAUGGGCUCCCCCAUCCUGGGUUUAGUUUUGCUGAUUUUCUCCUACUGGGAUGUCUAAGCACUGCAGGAACUCCCCAACCAUGCACACCCUAGGCCUCGUCCUAGGCAAGGGAGGGGAGACCCUCAGAGACAAGUUUAGGCUCACUAACACAGCCAUGAUCACAGGCACUGUGUCUGAUUGUUUUACAUUCUCUGAGGAGGAUUCCCCUAUGUUGCUUAGGUUAGCCUCAAACUCCUGGGCUCAAGCUAUUAUCCUGGCUCCCAGGUAUCUGGAACAAUAGGCCAUAGUCCCAUAUGAAGCUAGCAAAUCCUGGAAUAACAAAACGCCUACUUCCUACAUACACUUUUUAUUACCAUGUCACUAAAGACUCAGCUCCUGGGGUUCCUUACCCAGCCCAUGGAGUCAGCCUUUAGCAGAAGACAAUCUGAAGAGACAGCCAUCCUUGACUAUAUCAGAGAGUCGGGAACCAUCAGACUAGGAAUUUGAAACAUCUGGUUUCCAGGCAGUUCUAAAGGAAGAGGCCAGACGCAUGCAAGACCAAGCAAGCAACACAAACAGAGGAUGCAUAUCCCAAGGAAGAGCCAAGAAUUCCUCGGAGUCCUACGACUGAACAGAAUAAAGAACUCUCCUGUAGGGGCUGGGGAUUUAGCUCAGUGGUAGAGCGCUUGCCUAGGAAGCGCAAGGCCCUGGGUUCGGUCCCCAGCUCCGGAAAAAAAAGAACCAAAAAAAAAAAAAAAAAAAAAAAAAGAACUCUCCUGUAGGCUCAGAGACGAUGGUAGAAACAAGGAAGGACUCCAGAGCCUAAAGACACAUCCUAGAAAAUUCUAGAACUGAACAGCAGAGAUGAAAAGUCUAGGAACAAGGAGCAGAAAAAUCCAAGACGUGUUAAACAGCUACAACACGUGUAACUAAGGAUGGGAGGACAGACAGCCGUUAAAGCAGUGAGGACUUUUAAUCCCCCCCCCACUCACUCUUCAGGCACCAAGACACAUAUUCAGAAGAGUAAAUGCAAAACAAAAUAAAAAAUAAAAUGAUAUUGAAGCUAGACAUGGUGAUGCACACUUGUAAUUCCAUUGCUCAGGAGGUGUUUACAGCCAGCCCAAGCUAGAUAUUGAGAGCUCGUCUCAGAAAGGACAACAGGAGAGAGGAGAGAGUGAGACUCUGAGGUGGGGAGAGAAAACAGCCUAAUAUUCAUUGUGACUUGCAAAAUUACCGUUCAGAUCAAAGGAGUGGAGAGUCUCAGACAAACAAAACUCAUCUGGGCUUGCAAGAAAUGAAGUGUUUGGGAGAAGGAGAAUUAUACAAACAUUUUGGAUUCAUAUACAGAAAGAAAAACAACAAAAGAAAGAAUAAGGUAGAAAAAAUCCUUUAUUUCUCUUAUUCUUUCUUACCUAAUGAAGAGCAGUUUGUGGACGGUCUGAGAACGGAACGUGUAUUGCGUUCAGCUUCUGUGAGUGAAAUGCCCAGCCCAGGCACAAGGGCAGCCAAGGAACUGGGAACCUUUUGCUACCAUGGAGCCCGGGAAGCUUUGCUGCCCAUGAAGCAGUACAGUUGUUGAAAUGGACUUGGAUUCGUGUGAAUGGGUAUUGCAAUGUUAGAGCAGCCACUAGGAAAGGAAGGGAGGAAGGGGCAACAAAAAAGAGAGGAGGGGUUACAGAAAACACUGAAUCAGAACCACAAAUGUCAGACUACGAGGCGAAGACAGAACAACAAAGGUUAAACUCGAGCAGUCGUGAGGGACAUCAGCACCCUGUCAGCAUCGCCCGCAAAUAUUAAUGGUCUCAUUAUAACAACCAAAGGAUAGAGAUUCUCAGACCAGCUAGCUACAUGGUGUCUACACGAAUCCACUUUAGGAGGCUGGAGAGACAGUUCAGCACUGACUGCUCUUGCAGAGGACCUGGGUUCAAUUCCCAGCAGCCAUGUGAUGGCUCACAACCAUCUAUAAUGAGAUCCGGUGCCCUCUUCUGGUGUGUCUGAAGAGAGCAACAGUGUACUCACAUACAUGAAAUAAAUAAAUCUUUUAAAAAGGGAUCUACUUUAGAUUUAGACUCCUGUGGACUAAGUGAAGUUGGUCCCACACUACUGUGUUUAUGGCAGUCAAAAGAAAGCCCAACUCACUGUACUCAUUUCAGACAGAACAGACUUCAAGGCAAGGGAAAGGAUCAGGAGCAAAAGGGGAAUCACAUGGUGCCAAAGGGGUCAGCUCACUAAGAAAAUAAUGUGUCUACCUAGUAACAGCUACAAACUGCCCGGGGACAGAAUUAACACAAAGCCAGGCAUAGUGGUGCAUGCCUCUAAUCACAACACCCAGGAAGCAGGGGCAGGCAGAUCCCUGUGAGUUCAGAGCCAGCCUGUUCUACAUAGACCUUGUCUCAAAAUAAUAAUAAUAAUAAUAAUAAUAAUAAUAAUAAUAAUAAUAAUAAUAAUAACACAUUAAUAGAACUUUCAAGAAACUGAUGAGUCCAGUAUUGUAGUAGCAGGCUUCAACAGUUCUGUAAGAAUUGGGCGUAUCCAGCAGUUAUGACAUAAAUCUGAACACACCAGAAACAUCAAGCAAAUGGAUCCAGUGGACACAGCCUGCUCAUUCCACAAUGGCGCAAAUGCAUUGUCCUCAAGCUCAGACAGCAGUCUCCACAUUCUGGCACAAACACUCUGAACUAAACUAUGGGGAUCAUACACUGCCCUCAAGUGACGCAAAAUUAAACUGGAGUCUCGUAACAGAAAGACAGCUUGGAAAUCCAUAAAGGCUUAGAGACUGAAUACCAUAUUUCUGCAUUAAAUAGAUAUCAAAGAAGAAAGUUCGAGAGUAAUUUUAGAACACUUAUCUAAAUGAAAGUGGAAAUGCACCCCAUCAGAAUGUAUGGGACACACAGCAAGAGCAGUGCUCAGAGAGAAAUGAGAGAAAUUCACGGCAUGGAAAUGAGGAUGUUAACAAGAAUGAGACGUCCAAAAACCAAGACUCCUCCACCUCAGGAAGCUAUAAAAAGGAAAGCAAACUGUAAGACCAACGUGAUCAGUACGUCCCAAUUUGAUGUACAGAAUCAACCCGAAGUGUACAGACGAAGAAAUACAAAUCACGGCAGAAAUCAAACUCAAAAGAGGAUCUCAGGAAAGCCAAGGCUGGUUCUUUGAAAAGAUUAAUGAAAUUGGUUAAUAGAAGCUUCUCGCCAGGCUAAUUAAAGAAAAACCAGAGGAAACAACUUACUAAUACCAGAGGUGAGAGAGGGGCUGUCACCGCAGGGCAACUCUUAACGCCACCAGAAAUAUUUCAAGUGUGACUGUGAAUAAGCCUGGUGGGCAAAAUAAAAGGGACCGAUUCUUUGAAAAACACAUAAAAGCCACACACGUGAAACAAUCUGAUAUGUAUUAGAUAAUUUAGUUAAUAAUUAACAAAACAGAAAAGUAACAGGGGCCAGGACAGUUUCUACAGCACCACUGAACUGUAGGGAGAAGGUUUUACAGUUUAUCUACAGUCUUUUCCAGAAAACAGAAGCCCUUUCUGUCAGAUCAGGAUUGUCAGCAUGCUAGCAAAUACCUCAAACAAACAAGACAGAGCAAAAUGUCUCAGAGGUACAGCUACAAAGAUCUCCAGCAAGUCAUGGUCAACAGCGUAAGCUGGAGACAAAGUUCACUGGCAGACUAUUGCUCUUCACUGGGACCUGGGCUCAAUCUCUAUCACUGAGGAAGGAAGGAAGGAAAGAAGGAAGGAAGGAAGGAAGGAAGGAAGGAAGGAAGGAAGGAAGGAAGGAAGGAAGGAAGGUAGGUCUGCUCACCUUACCCAAGUGAAACUAACAUACUGUUGUAUGGGAAAAAGGCAGGAUACCAUGGCCUCCUAAGUGAGGCUGGUACACAAGGCUCCUUGAGCCUUCAGAGCAUUACCGGCCUACAGCCUAGGGCACCAUUUCCCUCACCCAGUGUACAGAGGCCUUGACCUUGGAUGGGGUCUGAGAAAAUGCCUACUCUCCUAGCCAAGCACAAAGCUCAGGGUGAGACGACCUCAGAAGACAGUGGGAUUCUCUGGACGAAGGCAGGGCCAGUGCAUCUUAUAUGACUGUCCGAAAGCUGUGGAAUUACCUGGCACCCACACCUCAGUGACAAGGACUGCUGCUGUAAUUUCUGCUUCUCCCUAGGAAGGGUGGGGGUCGGGGGAGAAUACCAGGGUGGUUGCACACCAAGCCGGGUGGAGCGAGGGAAACUUAGACAGGCAAGUGUGGGUGCAUUGUAGGAUCUCACACAAGUAAUAAACACACUAGGGAACAGCUUCA